Phanerochaete carnosa HHB-10118-sp is the source of this 2042-nucleotide messenger RNA. RefSeq lists its product as uncharacterized. Gene Ontology annotation, cellular component: early endosome; late endosome; fungal-type vacuole membrane. Gene Ontology annotation, molecular function: sodium:proton antiporter activity. Bases 35 to 1906 code for a protein of 623 amino acids. Lineage: Eukaryota; Fungi; Basidiomycota; Agaricomycetes; Polyporales; Phanerochaetaceae. The record is from RefSeq and is a predicted model, not a curated record. The transcript is spliced from 5 exons. Gene Ontology annotation, biological process: vacuolar acidification; sodium ion transport; proton transmembrane transport.
UGUGCGCCUUGCACCAGGGACGAUGAUUCGUGAAAUGCUGACGUUCAAACAUACCCUGUUCUUCAAUCUCUUGCUUCCCCCAAUCAUUCUCAACUCCGGCUAUGAACUCAAGCAGGAGAACUUCUUCCGCAACUUUGGCUCAAUACUAACCUUUGCGUUCCUGGGAACGAUGAUAUCUGCUGUGGGAGUUGGGGUGCUUGUGUACAUUUAUUCAUUCCUCGGCCUGGAAUCUCUCGAGCUUUCGCUCAUCGAGUGUUUGACGUUUGGUUCGACACUGUCCGCGACAGAUCCAGUGACCAUCCUUGCCAUUUUCAAUCAGUACAAGGUCGACCCGAAGCUCUACACUAUCAUCUUUGGCGAGAGUUUGCUCAACGAUGCGGUUAGUAUUGUCAUGUAUGAGACGCUUUCUCAGUUCCAUGGAACCGAGAUCUACGCCUGGUCCAUCUUCCAUGGUAUAGGAAUUUUCCUGCUGUCAUUCAGCGUGUCCAUGGCCUUAGGUGUCGUCUUUGGCCUAGCGAUGUCGCUUCUCCUCAAGCAUUCCUCUCUAUCGCACUACCCUGGCAUUGAGUCCUGCCUGGUAGCUCUCUCAGCAUACACCUGCUACUUCUUCUCGAAUGGCACAUCUAUGUCCGGGAUCGUCUCGCUGUUGUUCUGCGGCAUUACCUUGAAACAUUACGCGUACCAUACGAUGUCAAGACGGACGCAGCGCACGACGAAGUACAUCUUCUCGACCCUUGCACAGCUCUCGGAGAAUUUCAUCUUCAUCUAUCUCGGUCUCUCACUGUUCACGAGCCCUCCUUCGUCGACGAAGGUCACAAACUACUUCAAACCGCUGUUCAUUAUCAUUACAACCGUUGCCGUUGUCUUCACGCGCUACGCGGCGGUCUUCCCACUUUCAGAGGCCAUCAAUCUCUUCCACCGACAUGCGCGGGGACAGCGCAGCGAAGAGAUUCCCCAUUCGUACCAAAUGAUGCUCUUUUGGGCAGGCCUCCGUGGUGCUGUGGGCGUUGCACUUGCCGCUGGCUUCAAGGGCGACAAUGCGCAGACUCUCCGCACGACCGUCCUCGUUGUAGUCGUGCUCACGGUCAUCACGUUCGGCGGCACCACGGCCUAUAUGCUCCAGGUUCUCGGUAUUCGCACCGGCGUAGAAGACAACACAGCAAGCAGCAGCGACGAAGACCUCCCUCGCUCCGGGUGGUUCAGCGGCUACGGCAGGCGCGGGAACGGUCGGUGGACUGGGUACACAGAUGAUGGUGAUGGAUACAUGGCCUCCCAGCAGGCCGCGGCCAUUCGGCAGGGCCGCAGAAAUAUUGGUAUUCAUUAUGGUGACCCAGGACCAAGAAGCUACAACCACCAGGCGCUAGCAGAGGGCUCGGCUCUCAAUACAAACACCAUCUUCUCCGCGGCGUCGUCAGACUACGACUCAGACGUCGAGGUUCUGCCUCUCGCGCCAGCGGCGGCAGGCGAUGUUGCCUCGCCAGGUGGCAAGCACGCGUCAACGUCGAGGGCGGCGACGACCGCGGCUGGGACGUCGGAGGAUGGCAAGUGGUUCCAGGCCCUCGACGAGCGAUAUCUGCUCCCGCUCUUCUCGAACGCGACUGCAAGCCGGACAUUCCACGCACGCAAGGCGCGCCGCGCGUCGGGCAUGAACUCCCCUGGAGGGCAUUUUGCUGCCGUGAGCGAGUCGGAUGAAGAGGACGGCGACGACGGGCGCGAGGUCGACCUCUCGAACACGCACACCCCCGUGCGCUCUCCGCGCGACACGGCGUCGCCAGCACCCGUGCAACAAGACUCGAACGCGCAAGAUAUACCACGACCCAUGAUAGGCGAGAGCCGCGUCGAGAGGGGGCUCGCGACUCCGAUGUUAAGGAGGGACAGCGAAGGUCAAACUCGCGGAGAGACAUGAGCAGACGUUCUAUGCACUACUCUUUACUGUAUCAAACCUUCUUCUUUUGAACUUUUGCCAGUCUUUAGAGUAUCUCUGGCUUAGAGAGUGUCGGCUCGGUUCCUGCAUGCCUCUUAGCCUUCGUCAAUCGUAUAAC